Molecule: messenger RNA, 1286 nt
Organism: Verruconis gallopava
Lineage: Eukaryota; Fungi; Ascomycota; Dothideomycetes; Venturiales; Sympoventuriaceae
Exons: 1
Coding region: 1-1041 (346 amino acids)
Cellular component (GO): mitochondrion
Molecular function (GO): zinc ion binding; oxidoreductase activity
Source: RefSeq, a predicted model, not a curated record
AUGGCUCAGCCUACUAGAUCGAUGAGGGCCUGGCAAUAUACGAAUGUCGCUCAUGGGCUAGAACAAGCCCUGUAUUUGAACAGAUCAGCAGCCUUGCCUACAGAGAAGAGGCCGCUAGGUCCAAAGGAAGUACUAGUGCGUGUACACUAUGCAGCUCUUAAUGCAGUUGACUACAAGCUCCCGGAACUUCCAAUAGCAGGUCGCCUCGUCAUCUCGAAGCCUGCUACGCCGGGACUGGACUACGCUGGUAGAAUUGUUGAGUGCGGAUCGGAAGUCCAGCUCGAAAUCGGCCAGGCAGUAUACGGCAAGUUGGAGCCAAAGCAGCCUUGUGGCACCUUGGCAGACUAUGUCAUAGGAUCAUACGAAGGCACGGUGCCCAUCCCCGACGGCAUCGAAAUGGAAGAUGCCGUUGGUGCAGGCGUGUGCGGUCUCGUAACGUACCAGUGCCUUGCAAGACACAUCAAGAGAGGCGACAACGUGUUGAUCAAUGGCGGUAGCGGCGGCACGGGGACGUUUGCUAUACAGAUCGCGAAAGCGAUGGGAGCCAACGUCACCACGACGUGUUCACGCUCUAACCUUGAGCUAUGCAGGAGCCUAGGUGCAGACCGCGUCGUCGACUACGAGGCAGAGAAUCUCAUUCUGACGCUGAAGAAGUCGGGGGAGCAGUACGACAUGAUACUGGACAACGUUGGCCACCCACCCGAGCUCUACUGGGAAUGCCCGCACUUCACAAAGCUGGAGGCACCGUACGUUCAGAUCGGCACGCAAGUCUCGCUUCCCUUCGUCUACGAUCUCGCAUUCAGACUUUUCCUGCCCACCUGGCUUGGAGGCGGGAAACGCAAGUUCUUAUUUGGAUUCACGAGCACGAACCGCCAGGACUAUGAGGAACUGACGAGACUGAUGAGUGCUGGCAAGGUCAAGAGCGUCGUCGAACAGGUAUUUGAUUUUGAAGACGUCCCUGCGGCGUACGCGAGAAUGAAGACGGGAAGAGCGCGCGGAAAGAUCGUCAUCAGGGUGGCCGAGAAUAAAGAAUGCUGUUGAAGGAGUCGCCUACUUUUUUUCAACGCUUCCCUAAAUCUACCCAGCGCGGAAGCGAAUACUUAACUAUUGGAUAAAACCAUGAGAUGUGCUUCUCUCCGGAGGAACAUAUGCGCGUCUCUGAGUUCCUACAGCAAAUGAACUGACCACUCUCUCCUUUUCUCGGCAACUGGUCAGCAAUAUCGCAAUCCCCGAGUCUACAGAGAGUUUCAGAGCUUUGCUACUUUGCCUCCUUCGUUUGAUAGAAU